Messenger RNA from Trypanosoma theileri, 1281 nucleotides. Its product is annotated as putative molybdate-anion transporter-like. The coding region runs from base 1 to 1281 and encodes 426 amino acids. Gene Ontology annotation, molecular function: molybdate ion transmembrane transporter activity. Gene Ontology annotation, cellular component: membrane. Lineage: Eukaryota; Euglenozoa; Kinetoplastea; Trypanosomatida; Trypanosomatidae. The transcript has a single exon. The record is from RefSeq and is a predicted model, not a curated record. Gene Ontology annotation, biological process: molybdate ion transport.
AUGGUAGUACUAUAUGUGCUUGCCAUUCUGUAUAAAAACAGACAAUCCCGCAGUGUGGCAGGAUUAUCCUGUUUGACGGUAUCAUCAACAUCAUCUUCUGCAGCUCUCUCACUGCCUGCCUUUAAGAAAUUCCAGCGUAGUUUUCUGAUUGUUUACUUUCUUGCUAUGGCCGCUGACUGGAUGCAGGGCCCAUAUGUAUACCGUCUCUACUCACACUAUGGCUUUAGUCGACAGGAGAAUGGCAUUCUGUUCAUCGCCGGCUUUGGGGCUUCAUUACUGUUUGGCACGUGGGUUGGACCUUUUACCGAUAUGUGUGGACGACGUAAGGCUUGUGUGAUGUAUGGUGUGAUCUACACACUUAGUUGUGCGACAAAACACGUCAACCACUUUUGGGUACUUAUCGUAGGAAGACUGUUGGGUGGAGUGGCCACAUCAUUGCUGUGGUCAGCGUUUGAGAGUUGGAUGAUUAGUGAACACUACACACGUGGAUAUGAUGCGGCUUCACUCAGCCACACUUUUUCACUCAUGAGUACAGGGAAUGGAUUGGUAGCGGUGGUUUCUGGGCUUGUAGCGCAGUGGGCUGCGGAUACUUUUCAACACCCUGUUGCCCCAUUUGAUGUGAGUGCUAUUCUACUCUUACUUUGUAUGGCUCUUAUACUUAUGCAGUGGUCGGAAAACUACGGUAGUGUGCAAACAAGUAUUUUUGGACAAAUGCGAGAAGCAGCUAUGGUGGUACAUCGUGAUAGUCGAGUGGCUCUUACUGGUUUACAACAAUCUUUGUUUGAAGCUGGUAUGUAUGCUUUUAUAUUUCUCUGGACACCUGUAUUGGAGUCUGAUGGGGAUGUUCCACAUGGAAUUGUUUUUGCAUCUUUUAUGGUGGCUGUGAGUUUGGGUGGAAUGUUGUUUAACCUGCAGCUGGAGCGGGUUGUGGGGUGUAUGCCGGUAGUUUACACACUUGCUGCUAUUACUAUGCUGGUGCCUGCCUUUGCAAAUACCAGAUUUCUCAAAAUGAUAGCGUUAACAUCUUUUGAGGUGGUGGUGGGUUUCUUUUGGCCUUGCAUUGCAACCCUGCGGGCGGCGUAUAUUCCAGAGGAGUAUCGGGCAUCUGUGAUGAAUCUCUUUAGAGCCCCAUUGAAUGGUAUUGUCUGUUUUCUUCUUUACUUUCAGGGAUACAUGGGGCUACAGAUAAUAUUUUUCCUUUCCUCACUACUUCAUGUGGGAGCGGCGUUGAGUGCGAUAAGACUCAGUUCGUUGGCAAAGCGACACGCAGCAGAUGUAUAA